This is a messenger RNA of Penicillium soppii, 1581 nucleotides long. Its product is annotated as acyl-CoA synthetase. Gene Ontology annotation, molecular function: medium-chain fatty acid-CoA ligase activity. NCBI's taxonomy places the organism in Eukaryota, Fungi, Ascomycota, Eurotiomycetes, Eurotiales, Aspergillaceae. The record is from RefSeq and is a predicted model, not a curated record. Bases 1 to 1581 code for a protein of 526 amino acids. The transcript is spliced from 3 exons. Gene Ontology annotation, biological process: fatty acid metabolic process.
AUGCCGAUCCCCUCCCUCCCCCUCUUCGCUGCGGCGGAGCAACACGCCCGUAACCCCGAGAAGAUCGCAGUCAUCGACACCACCAAACAACAGUCUUUCACAUUCGUUCAAUUACUAGCCGAUGCCGCAGGAUUGAGGAAGCGCAUACUCGAGGAAUUGAGCCUGACGGUUUCGGGCGACUUGGAGGAGCGGCGCAUUGCCUUCCUCGUGCCCAAUGGCUACGACUACGUUGUCGCGCAAUGGGCUGUUUGGGCAGCGGGUGGUGUCUGUGUUCCACUAUGCACAAGUCACCCGGUCAAGGAAUUGCUGUACACCGUGGGCGAUUCUGACCCCGCGUUGAUCAUCGUACACCCGCAUUUCGAGAAGAUUGCGCCCGCAUUGCGCGAUGGAUGCACCACCGAUAUCCCAUUCAUGGGCCUCGAGCCACUUUUCCAUUAUGAGGCCCCGACUCUGCCUUCUUUCUCCCCGCCUUUUGCGCUCUCCCGCCGCGCCCUGAUGAUCUAUACCUCUGGAACCACCUCAAACCCAAAGGGUUGUGUCACAACGCACGAGAACAUCACAUUUCAAGCGGGUUGUCUGGUCAAAGCGUGGGAUUAUAGUCCCUCUGAUCGUCUUAUUCAUGUGCUGCCGCUCCACCACGUCCAUGGAAUCAUCAAUGGAUUGACUGCCAGCUUCUUGAGCGGCACCACGGUGGAGAUGCAUGCGAAGUUCGACCCGAAGGUUAUCUGGGAGCGGUGGCAGGACCGAGGUUCGUCGACGUUGUUCAUGGCUGUGCCGACAAUCUACUCCCGCCUGAAUGAUUACUUCGAUGCGCACAUCCGCGGCACGGAGCAAGAACACGCCGCGCGGGCUGGAGCACAGGCUCUGCGGUUGGUCGUCAGUGGGUCUGCUGCACUUCCGACCCCUAUCAAAGCUAAGUUUGCCGAAAUCACUGGCCAGGUUUUGCUGGAGCGGUAUGGAAUGACCGAGAUCGGCAUGGCACUGAGUUGUGGGCUUGAAGUUCAGAAGCGGAUCGAUGGCAGCGUGGGGUGGCCGUUGCCAGGCGUUGAGGUCCGCUUGACUGAGAAGGAAACGGGUCGUAUUGUGGACGAAGUGGACGAGGAUGGAAUGAUUGAAAUCAAGGGCGGCAAUGUUUUCCGUGAAUAUUGGCGGAAACCAGAGGCAACGUUAUCAGAGUUUACGUCCGAUGGUUGGUUUAAGACUGGCGAUGUGGCCAAGCGCGACGCGACUGGUGCAUACUUUAUUCAAGGCCGUGCAUCUGUCGACUUGAUCAAGUCUGGUGGAUACAAGAUCUCGGCAUUGGAAGUUGAGCGCAAGAUGCUGGCUCUUGAUGCGAUUCAAGAAGUAGCAGUAGUGGGCUUAGCCGACCAAGAAUGGGGUCAGCGAGUCGCUGCAGUGGUCAAAUUCAGAGACGGGGCUACACCGCUAGAACUUCCCACAUUACGCGCUGGGCUCAAGAAUGAAAUGGCGCCUUACAAGAUUCCUACUGUAUUGAAGGUUGUCGAUGAGAUUGAGCGCAAUGCCAUGGGAAAGGUCAACAAGAAGGUCAUUGUGCAAAAAUACUGGCCAGAUAAGGUAUGA